AUGAACUAUUCACAGCUGCCCACCGACCCUAUGGACGCCUAUCCCCUAUACUCACCAGGCAGCGAGGCCUACCUCUCGCCAAACACCUCAGACUCAUACUUCGCCGAGUCCUACCCGAAAACCGCUGGCGGUUACUUUCCAGAGUGCUCAAUUGAUGGCGAAUUUUACGGUUAUCCUACCACGAAAUCGUUCGAUAUAGUCAGCCCCUGGGGCAGUCCAUCACCAGGGACUUUUGCCAGCACGAAUCCAUUGGUAGACGCCACACAAACACCAAACUGCCCCAACCUAAAUGCAUGGUCUGGUUUCAGCGGAAGCGCCCCAGCGUACAGCGAUGCCCCUUAUGGUGCUUACACCGCUGCGACCUCUCGUAGCAGCAGCUCAAACCCCUCCACCAGCAGCACUCCCGCAUCACCGGCUCUAUCACCUCGGAAAUCAAAGCACACACGUAUGUCGCCACCCUCGAACCACCAGACAGUUUUCAAUCAUACCCAUCUCGAGCCUCCUAAGCGCAAGCGAGGCCGUCCCCGUCUCCCCCCACCCACGGAAGCUCCGAUCAAUCCCUCCACCAGCCGGGUCAGUCGGUCGCAAUGCGUACCCCAUACCGAAGUCGAGCGCCGGUACAGAGAGAAGCUAAACACAGAGUUGGACCGGCUACGUCGAGCGGUUCCAUGCUUGCUUUCAAACGACGCGGCCAACACAGGGGGUGCUGCGAGAAUAAGCAAAAGCGUAGUGCUAGCCGUGGCGAUUGACUACAUCAAGGAGCUGGAGAAGCAGAGAGACAUGGCUGUCGAUGAGGUGAGGAGGCUGGGCGGAGACGUACCGUUUGGGGGGUAA
This is a messenger RNA of Exserohilum turcica Et28A, 834 nucleotides long. RefSeq lists its product as uncharacterized. NCBI's taxonomy places the organism in Eukaryota, Fungi, Ascomycota, Dothideomycetes, Pleosporales, Pleosporaceae. The record is from RefSeq and is a predicted model, not a curated record. Gene Ontology annotation, molecular function: protein dimerization activity. The transcript has a single exon. Bases 1 to 834 code for a protein of 277 amino acids.